Messenger RNA from Trichosurus vulpecula (common brushtail), 4716 nucleotides. Its product is annotated as zinc finger protein 345-like. The coding region runs from base 372 to 2777 and encodes 801 amino acids. Gene Ontology annotation, biological process: regulation of transcription by RNA polymerase II. NCBI's taxonomy places the organism in Eukaryota, Metazoa, Chordata, Mammalia, Diprotodontia, Phalangeridae. The transcript is spliced from 5 exons. The record is from RefSeq and is a predicted model, not a curated record. Gene Ontology annotation, cellular component: nucleus. Gene Ontology annotation, molecular function: DNA-binding transcription factor activity, RNA polymerase II-specific; RNA polymerase II transcription regulatory region sequence-specific DNA binding.
GCCUUCCCCUUGGUCACUGCUGGGUCCCGCCACGUUCUGGGGCUCCCCGGGACUCUCUGCUUUGCAUCUCCCUGGUCUCCUCCGAGGCCGCGGGAGCGGGAAGCCGCCCCAUCCCGGAGGACAGCGGGGCAGACUCCCGGCCCUUUUUGGGGUUCGGUCUAGGGCCCCCCUCCUGUCCUCCCAGCGCCUCUGCCGGGUGGGGUGGCCCUGCUGGAACAGAAGCGCCCGAGCCUGGAGCCUGCGCCCUUUGCUCGCGUCCUCGGCGCCGGGGGGGACAGCGCCUUGUCUCCGGAUCACUGGAUUCCCGCGGGGCGCCCCAUCGCCUUCCGACUCUGUGUCCUUCCUGAGGCCGGAGCUUGCAGGACGAGGGGAUGGCCCCUGUGCCCCUGACUUCCUCGGCCCCCCAGGAGUUGGUGACAUUUUGGGACGUGGCCGUGGACUUCACCCCGGAGGAGUGGAGGCAGCUGGCCCCUUUUCAGAAGGAGCUGUACCAGGAGGUGAUGCUGGAGAACUACCAGAACCUGGUGUGCCUGGGACUCAGCGUUUCCAAGCCAGCUGUGAUCUCCCAGCUGGAGCGAGGGGAAGCACCUUGGAGGCCAGAGGGAGGCAGCCCUGGAGCUGGCUGUGCAGAUUGGAGAACAAGGCUUGAAAUUGAGGAGUCAGCCUCAAAGUUGGUCCUCUCUUUGGAAGAAUCAUCUGGGGAGAGACUUACAAGGAAUGGUUCCUGUGCUUUCAAAUUGGGAGAAGCCUGGGAAUGGGAUUCCAGGUUCGACAAGCAGCAGAACUGUGAGGAAACAUAUACUCUACAAGUAAAGAUCAAACCUCCCAGUAAGGUGAGAAGCCAUGAAUAUAAUAAAUAUAGCAGAAGUUUUGGUCUAGGACCAGUCCUUUUCCCACAGCAGCGAGUAUCCAUGGGCAAGAAUCUUGAUAAAUGUGUUACACAUCGGAAGAGCUUCAGACUGUAUUCAGAUCUAAAAAAAUGCAAUAGAGUCUCCUCAAAGAAAAUAUUUUCUAAAUUUAAAGAAUGUGGGAAAUCCUUUAAUUAUAAUUCAGACCUUAUUGAAAGUCAUCGAAUGCUUGCUGGAGAGAAGAAACCUUAUAUAUGUAAUGAAUGUGGAAAGGUCUUCCGACAGAGCACACAUCUUAUUCUACAUCAAAGAAUCCAUACUGGAGAGAAACCUUAUGAAUGUAGUGAAUGUGGAAAGGCCUUCCGUUUGAGCACAAGACUUAUUGAGCAUCAAAGAAUCCAUACUGGAGAGAAACCUUAUGAAUGUAAUGAAUGUGGGAAGGCGUUUCCCCAGAGCUCAAAACUUACUCGACAUCAGAGAAUCCAUACAGGAGAGAAACCUUAUGAAUGUCAUGAAUGUGGGAAAGCCUUCUGUCAGAGAACAGGACUUACUCAACAUCAGAGAAUUCAUACAGGAGAGAAACCUUAUGAAUGUCAUGAAUGUGGGAAGGCCUUUCGCCAGAGAACAGGACUUAGUCGACAUCAGACAAUUCAUACAGGAGAUAAACCUUAUGAAUGUAAUGAAUGUGGGAAGGCCUUCCGCCAGAGAAAAGGACUUACUCAACAUCAGACAAUUCAUACAGGAGAGAAACCUUAUAAAUGUAACGAAUGUGGGAAGGCCUUCCGUGAUAGCUCACAGCUCAUUCGACAUCAUAGAAUACAUACUGGAGAGAAACCUUAUGAAUGUAAUGAAUGUGGGAAGGCUUUUGCACGAAGCACAGAACUUACUGUACAUCAGACAAUUCAUACUGGAGAGAAACCUUAUAAAUGUAAUGAAUGUGGAAAAGCCUUCCGACAGAGUUCACAGCUCACUCAACAUCAGACAAUUCAUACUGGAGAAAAGCCUUAUAAAUGUAAUGAAUGUGGGAAGGCCUUCCGCCUGAGCACAGGUCUUAUGGAGCAUCAGAGACUUCAUACUGGAGAUAAACCUUAUGAAUGUGGUGAAUGUGGGAAAGCCUUCCGCCAUAGCUCACAACUCACUAGACAUCAGAUGAUCCAUACGGGGAAGAAACCUUAUGAAUGCAAUGAAUGUGGAAAGUCUUUCCCCCAGAGCUCACAGCUUACCCAACAUCAGAUAAUUCAUGCUGGGGGGAAACCUUACAAGUGUAAUGAAUGUGGAAAGGUCUUCUGCCAGAGCUCACAACUUACUCAACAUCAGAUAAUUCAUACUGGGGAGAAACCUUAUGAAUGUAAUAAAUGUGGGAAGGCCUUCCCCCAGAGCUCACAGCUAACUCGUCACAAGAGAAUACAUACUGGGGAGAAACCUUAUGAAUGUAGUGAAUGUGGAAAAGCCUUCCGCCUGGGGACACAACUUGCUGUGCAUCAGACAAUUCACACUGGAGAGAAACCUUACAAAUGUAACGAAUGUGGAAAGGCCUUCCGUCUGAGCAAAGGACUUAUGGAGCAUCAGAGACUUCAUACUGGAGAUAAACCUUAUGAAUGUAAUGAGUGUGGCAAGGCCUUCCGCCAUAGAUCACACCUUACUCGACAUCAGUUGAUACAUACUGGAAAGAAAUCUUAUGAAUGUAAUGAAUGUGGAAAGUCCUUCCCCCAGAGCUCACAGCUUACUCAACAUCAGACGAUUCAUACUGGGGAGAGACCUUAUGAAUGUGGGAAAGCCUUUAGGUGGAGCACAGGACUUAGUGAACAUCAGGGUAUUCAUGUAGGAGGGAAGCCUUAUGAACUUGAGAAGCCCUUUCGUCCUAGUUCACACCUUACUCAACAAUGGAGAAUCCAAACCGGAGAGAAACUUUAUGAAUGCAAUGAUUGAGGGAAAGCUUGCCUCCAGAGUAAACACCUCACUCAGGGUCAGUUCAUACAGGAGAAAAGAACCUGGUGAAUGAGGAAAGGUCUUCAACCAUAGUACAGUCACUGACCAUGAGGUUAAUUCUCGCUGGAGAGAAGCUUAUGAAUAGAGUGAAUAUGAAAAGGAUUUCAGCCAGAGCUACAAUCCUUUACUGAACAUUGGAAAAUUCAAAGAAAAGGAAAACCCUGUAGAUCAGAGGUUCUUCCCUUUUUGUGUCCUGGACCACUCUGGCAGUCUACUGAAGUCUGUGGACUCCUUAGAACUAUGCUUUUAGAUGCAUAAAAUAUGUGGGAUUACAAAGGAAAUGAAUUAUACUAGAAUACAGUUACGAAAAAAAAUUCUAAGUUCAUGGACUUCAGGUUAAGAAUCCUUGGUAUGGAUGAAGCAGGUACAUAUUAAUUCCCUUAAGUCAUUGUUUCAAGCUAUUUCCUCUCAAGACCCUAGACACCUCCCUCCCUGAUCCCCAUAGGUUAGUGGUGACUUGAGUCUGAGAAAAUAUAAUAUAAGCAAUGCUUUUUGAUCUGAGGCCCAAGACCCCCCCCCCAAACCACUUCCUCUUCCCAUUCCUUCUAUAAAUCCCUUAUCUCCUGGUGUAAAUAGUGCCUGGGGCUCUGCAGGGAAUAUUUCUGUGUUGGUCUCCUGCAAUCCUUUCUCCCUCAAGUGAAUAGGGUUCCCUGCUAUGCUCCCCUACAAUCACCAACCAGGCCACAGGGAUUUCCCAGCUCCAUUCUCAUCCCUGAACUUGAUCAAAGCUUCCCAGGUGUAACACUCCUGCAGUAGCAACUCCAGGUCACACCAAGUCAAGUUUUUGUGUGCUAACCUUUCUAUCAUUCCCGUUCCUUUUGGAGGAAUAUAUUUUAAGGUGUUAUCAAAAACAAAAAAUAACUUCAUAACUUUUCAUAGCAGUAUUUGUAAUAAAAAUUCAUGGAAGAAACUUAAAUAGUUCACUAUAGGGGCAGGUUAUAAAUAAUCAUUCUAUUAAAUUCCAUUAAUUUAAUGGAAAAUUAGAAUAUGAUCGAGAGAAGCAAGUUUGAGGAAUAUGACAAAAUCUGGGAAGGUCUCUGUGGAAUAAAAUCAAGGAAAAACCAGAAACCAGUGCCCAGAAGAGCCAUCAUAAUGUGACUACAGCAGCAUGAGAAAAAAAUGAAUGGGAAUGAAUAGAGUCUUGAGAGAGACUUGAAGGGGAGUAAUUAAAACAUCAUUUCAUACUUUGAAAUUCAUUUAUUUAAGUAUCAGUAGUUGUAAAGCUGGCUUAGUUGUACUCAUGUUUGUACUACUAAGUUUAUAAGUAAAAAAAAAAUGAUGGCAUUCUAAGGGGAGCUCACUCCCAGCAGCUCAGCUCUGUUAAAAUUCUCAGUAGCAGCAGCCAUUCACCUCUUACUAUCUUUCACAGAAGAAGGUUCCCUCCCAUCUUCUUUAAUGCUAAAUUUUCUCAGUUUCAGUUCCAUCUCCUAUUGCCUAUGAAAGCCAUCACUCCAGUAAUCCUGUCUUCUCCCUCAAUACUUCAUAUUCAAUCUGUCCCUUAAACCUUGCUUCUUCUCAGCUGUCUAUCCAAAUGCCCUGGUCUAUGGAGUACUUAAAAAAAACCCAACACCAACACAGACCUUUCAUCCCAUCCAGUUAGCUCCCCUUUAUUGUACUUUUCACUGCCAAACUUAAUAAAGAAUGAUGUUUACACACAUUUCCAGUUCAACACCAUCCUCAAUGCUUUUCAGUUGUAUUUCUGCUUCAACUGUAACUGAUCUCUGAAAAAUCACUAGUGACUUUUGAAAUAUAAUGACCUUUGUUGCAAUCAUCAUUCUUCUUUUUGUUGUCCAACUCUUUGAUACUGUUGAUUAACCUUUCACGUAAUCCCAGGUUUUCUGAGUUGUCCAACCUUGCAAGUUGUAAAACCUUAGUCCAA